Molecule: messenger RNA, 1560 nt
Organism: Musa acuminata AAA Group (dessert banana)
Lineage: Eukaryota; Viridiplantae; Streptophyta; Magnoliopsida; Zingiberales; Musaceae
Product: protein SHORT-ROOT-like
Exons: 1
Coding region: 41-1249 (402 amino acids)
Biological process (GO): regulation of DNA-templated transcription
Cellular component (GO): nucleus
Molecular function (GO): sequence-specific DNA binding; DNA-binding transcription factor activity
Source: RefSeq, a predicted model, not a curated record
ACAUAUCUUCUCCAACAAGUAGCUCCAUAAUAGAUCAAACAUGCAGAAUACAGAUCCUUGUCACCAUCAUCCGUCCAUCAGCUGCUUGUUGGAGCCUAAAGAUCCAAGAGAGGAAGAGAAAUGGGCGGCAGAGCUCAUCCAAGAGUGUGCAAAGGCCAUCGCCGAGAAGGAUUCCAGUAAGAUCCAUCACCUUCUUUGGAUGUUGAACGAGCUUGCGACCCCCUAUGGCGACUGUGACCAGAAGCUGGCGUCUUAUUUCUUGCAAGCUCUCCUUUGUCGAGCAACCGAGGCAGGAGAGCUCUGCUACACCACCCUGAUAUCGGCGGCGGAGAAGCAGCAGUCCUUCGUGACGGCGAGGAAGGUGAUGCUCAAGUUUCAGGAGGUGAGCCCCUGGACAACCUUCGGCCAUGUCGCGUCCAAUGGGGCCAUCAUGGAAGCCAUGGAAGGCGAAAGCAAGCUCCAUAUCGUCGACAUCAGUAACACCUACUGCACGCAGUGGCCGACUCUAAUGGAGGCCUUGGCGAGUCGUGGCAGCGACACGCCGCACCUGCGGCUCACUGUGGUGGCGAUGGUCAGCAUGGGCGGAUCGGUCAUGGACGAGAUAGGACGGAGGAUGGUGAAGUUCGCGAGAUUGAUGGGAGUGCCGUUCGAGUUCCGUGUGGUGAGCAUCGCGUCGACGCUAGACCAGCUGACCGAGGAGGAGCUGGGGCUGCGGAAGGACGAGGCCGUCGUGGUGAACUGCGUCGGGGCCCUGAGAAGGGUUCGCGUCGAGGAGAGGGACGCGUUCAUGCGCAUGCUCUGCGCGCUGCGGCCUCGGGUGGUGACGGUGGUGGAGGAGGAGGCCGACUUCACCACCUCGAAAGGCGACUUGGUGGCCUGCUUCGAGCAGUGCGUGAAAUUCUACAGCAUCUUCCUGGGAAUGCUGGAGGAGAGCUUCUCGCCCACCAGCAACGAGAGGUUCCAGCUGGAGAAGGAGUGCUCGAGGAGCAUACUGGGUGUUCUUGCCUGCAACGGCGGUGGCGUCAGCGAGAGGAGGGAAAAGGCAAGCCAAUGGUGCGAGAGACUGACGGAGGCCUUCGCGCCGACCGCUUUCAACGACGACGUGAUCGGCGACCUGGAGGCGCUGCUAGAGAGGUACAGAGAAGGGUGGUCACUGGUGCCAGCAAAAGGCAACGCCGCAGGACUCUACCUGACAUGGAAAGCGGAACCAGUGGUGUGGGCAUCUGCUUGGAAGCCAAUCAAACCUUAAACCUUCAACAUCAAGUCUCUUCUCCAUUAGCUUCCAUCAUCAACAUCGACAUCUUCUGCAACUGCAUGUGAAGUCUAAGUGGUCGCAAUCUCAGAACACAACAUGUUCAGUAAUCAGAGCAUUAAGAUUGCAUGAUUUGGCUUCGUUAUGUCAUGAACUCAGAGUGCCUUCUCUCCUUAGAUGUUCUAACAUGACCGACACAGUGAAAUGGACGCCCACUCAGAUCCAAUCUGACAUUUUGGUGGGAGAAUUUAGUGGGAAACAGCUCUUUUAGGAUUAGCAAGCUUUGCUUGUUGGUACCUCCCAAACAU